Messenger RNA from Hemicordylus capensis (graceful crag lizard), 2971 nucleotides. Its product is annotated as major histocompatibility complex class I-related gene protein-like. The transcript is spliced from 7 exons. Gene Ontology annotation, biological process: immune response. Gene Ontology annotation, cellular component: external side of plasma membrane. The coding region runs from base 54 to 1790 and encodes 578 amino acids. Lineage: Eukaryota; Metazoa; Chordata; Lepidosauria; Squamata; Cordylidae. The record is from RefSeq and is a predicted model, not a curated record.
AUGAUGAAACAAACUUUUUAAAAAUCUGCCCAGCAACCGCGGCUGUAAUCGGGAUGUAUAUUUCCUAUUGGUUGAAUCAUUCUUUCUUGGCCAAUCGUGAGUCUAGUUCUGCAUUCCAUCCGCAGUCCAGUGUAUUGGAAUUCAUUUCAGUCGGGUUGCAAAUGAGAAUGGAGCGGUUCCUGUUUCUUUGUGGGGUCGCUGCUUUUCUGUUGGGGCGCUGCAUUGGCUCCUUCCUGCAGCAUCUCUACCUGGGGGUAUCAGAAGAACACAUCCAGGGCCUGUCCUGGUUCUCUCACUUGGGGUACCUGGAUGACCAACUCAUCACUCGCUAUGACAGCAACACAAGGAGGGUUCAGCCUCAAGUCCCCUGGAUGGAGAAGGCGGAGGAUGCCUUGUACUGGGAGCGGGAGACCCACCAUGCUCGGGAGGCUGAGUACUUCUUCAAGGUAGCCCUUGCGACCAUGGAGAGUCGUUACAACCAGAGUGGAGGGCUUCAUACCUGGCAGUGCCUGGUUGGCUGUGAGCUGAGCGAAGACAGGAAGCAGAAAGGAAGGUUCAUGCAGUGGGGCUAUGACGGGAAGGACUUCAUCAGCCUGGACAACGAGACCUUCACCUGGAGAGCAGUUGAUGAUGCAUCCCGAAUAACCAAGAGGAAGUGGGAGGCUGAUCCAGACAUUGCCAAGUAUUGGAAGCCCUACCUGGAGGAGGAAUGCAUUGAGAAGCUGAAGAAAUACCUGGACUUUGAGAAGGAGACUCUGCUGAGGACAGAACCCCACAUCGUGAUAGUGGCACACAAGGUGGGCCAAGAUGGCUUGGAGACUGUCAUCUGCAGAGCCUUCAGCUUUUAUCCCAAGGAGAUCAAUGCCACCUGGAUGAAGGAUGGGCUGGUCUUGGAGAAGGAAACCCUCCGUGGGGAUGUCCUCCCUAAUUCUGAUGGGACCUACCACACCUGGCUCAGCACUGAGAUUGAUCCCAAGGACAGGGACCACCACUACCACUGCCAUGUGGAGCAUGACAGCCUGCAGAAGCCUCUGGACUUGGCCUGGGCGGACUCUGUCUUGGUGCCUGUGGGGGCCAUUGAGGGAGCCGUCUCGGGGCUCACCAUUCUACUGCUGAUUCUACUGCUGUUGUCCUCUGCAGUUGUCCUCUGUGUCUGGAAAUGGCAGAGAAAGAGAAACACAUACAAACUAGUACAAAAGGAACGACAGCAAGAUGUUUCUCAAACAACCCAAGAAGCAGCAUCAAGUGAUGGGCCCCGGCAACAGGAGGAAGGAAGCCUUUCAUUGCCCUCACUUGACCUCUCUGACCAUCUGCCCAGUAACUGUAAGAAGCUUCAUCUCUCUAUGGACAGUGAAGACACUGACAGGGCUAGCCCUACCAUGAGUCGUCAUGAGGGAAGAGCUGACUCGGGUGAUGCAUAUAUGGAGGUGGCAGGAGGCAUUCCUGCCUCUACCACACCUGUGCUCUCUCACAACCACCUCCAGAUAAUUUCAUUUCCCUCCUCCAGCACAAGAUUUCAACAGCAGGAGGAAGAAGAAGAAGCAGAAAAGGAAGUGAUGGGGAGAAGCAUUUCCUCUUCAUCCUCUUCCGAUUUUCUCUCUCUCCCUCUGCUGCCCUCUCAUCCUGUUGGAAUUACAGAAGGGAGAACAGCAGCAAGGUCUCAGGCCAGGCAACCUGGGAAGAGGUUGUCACUGCAACUGCUGCCAGCAGGGCAAAGACUAUGGAGAGAUCUUACCGCAAUAGGAACACACAAGACUGGUGAAAAUGGGGUUCUUUCAUUGCCCCAGUGAACUAAAUGAGUGCCCUGAAGGAAAAGGAGCUCACGUGCUUGAGGAACACCAACAUUGUGCGAAGUCUUUAUAAUGGCACUGAAGUUAAGAUGAGCACCUCAAUUUGCAAUUUCCAUGGCUUUGGGAACGAGAGUGAACACUGAAAGCAGAUGAUUAUGGAAUAGCAAUUUUGAGUAACUUCUUAUUUUUGGGACUAAAACAACCAUCAUCCCUGGCAACAAUGGCUGAAAACUGGGGAUAAUGGGAGCUGUAGUCCAAAAACAAGAAAUUAACCCAGACUGCUGAAUAACUCUAUUAGACAGUUAACUGAUUUUGAGGUUAUGGGACAAAUGCAGAUGACAAAAAGGUUAUUAUAAAAUGUUCAUUGUACAUUGCUUCAGUAAGUAGAAGAUGAGUUCAGAGACUCAAAAAAUGUAUGACAGAUUAUGUGGGAGAAUGAAAUUUCUGAUUAAAAACAGAAGAAUAUGGCAGAAUGCAAUGAGUUACUCUGUGAGCCUUCAGGAGAAUCAUUUUAAAGUUUUAUGUAUAGAUGGCAUUUUAACUACUACUACGAAUAUUUAUAUACUGCUUUCAACCAAAGUUCUCAAAGCGGUUUACACAAAUAAUACAUAAAUAAGAUGGUCCCCUGUCCCCAAAGGGCUCACUAAUCUAAAAUGAAACAUAAGAUUGACCCCAGCAACACCCACUGAAGGGAUGCUAUGCUGGGGCUGGGUAGGGCCAAUUGCUCUCCCCCUGCUAAAUAAAGGGCUGGCCUAUAUAAUUUCCAUGUGUGGUAGAGUUGUUGGAAUGUUUGGGGAGAGAGAGAGAUCAGCUUGCUUCCCGUUGCCUCUUAAAAUCCUUUCGGAAGGAUACCAAGAAAGUGACAGGAAUGAGUGAUUGAUUUAAUAGUAGCAGCACAAAAAUGUAAAAGGAUUCAGGGUCCAAACACUACCGAUGACUGGAAAGAGUAUUGUCAGUACUAUGGUUAAAUUGACACAUCUGGUUAAAUAUAGGGUAAGCAGACAAAAUGUGAAUGAAGUUAUUCUAGCACAGGAACAUUUACAUUUGUUAGAUCCUUGAAACAAGGAUAUAUAAUACUCACAUGACUAAUUGUGAUAAAGCUUUUGAAGAUUUAUACGUGAAGAUUUAUUUGUAUGUUUUGUAUUUUUGUAUGAUAAAAAUAAAAGUGUGUUUAAACCCUG